GCGCCGUGACGUAACUUCCAGGCAGGGCUACUUCCGAGGCAGACGUGAAAGUACGGAGGGUCCGCGGGCUAGAGUGCGGGAUUUCUGUCCCUGGUAGCGUUCUGGAGAGACUGGUUCUUCAGGGCCAGGUUCCGCCAGCACAGGCCCCACAAGGCCGACGUGCCGUCGCGCCUCGGCCGGGCGCUGAUGCCCGCCGUGCCCGAGAGGCCCCGCAGCGGGCCCGGGUCAUGAGCCUGCUGGGCGGCCUCGCCCCUUCGCCGCGGGCCGCAUCGCAGUCCGCCAAGGCCAGGAUGAAAAAGCUUCCGAAGAGGAGCCAGAACGAGAAGUACCGGCUCAAGUACCUGCGGCUGCGCAAAGCCGCCAAAGCCACGGUGUUUGAAAAUGCUGCUAUUUGUGAUGAAAUUGCUCGUCUUGAGGAAAAAUUUCUUAAAGCAAAAGAAGAAAGACGGUACUUGCUAAAGAAGCUCCUCCAGCUUCAGGCUCUAACUGAAGGGGAAGUACAGCCUGCAGCUCCUUCCCACAGCUCCAGUUUGCCCCUGACUUAUGGUGUGGCCAGCUCUGUGGGGACUCUACAAGGAGCAGGGCCCAUUUCUGGGCCUGGCACUGGGGCUGAGGAACCAUUUGGGAAGAAAUCCAAGAAGGAGAAAAAAGAAAAAGGCAAAGAGAACAACAAACUGGAAGUUCUGAAGAAAACAUCCAAGAAAAAGAAAAUGGAGGGAGGUGCUCGCAAGCUGGUUCAGCCCAUUGCCCUGGAUCCCUCAGGACGGCCUGUGUUCCCCAUCGGACUGGGGGGUCUAACAGUAUAUAGCCUGGGGGAGAUCAUCACCGACCGGCCUGGCUUCCAUGACGAGAGUGCCAUCUACCCGGUGGGCUACUGCAGUACUCGAGUCUAUGCCAGCAUGAAAUGCCCAGACCAGAAGUGUCUAUAUACCUGUCAGAUCAAGGAUGGUGGUGUGCAACCUCAGUUUGAAAUUGUUCCUGAAGACGACCCUCAGAAUGCCAUUGUCAGUUCUUCUGCAGAUGCAUGUCAUGAAGAACUGCUCAAGGCCAUAAAUGCUACUAUGGGGAAACCAGUGUCUAAUCUGCUUCCAUCCGGAGCCGACUUUUUUGGGUUUUCUCAUCCAACCAUCCACAACCUGAUCCAGAGUUGUCCAGGAGCCCGAAAAUGUGUCAAUUACCAGUGGGUGAAGUUUGACGUGUGCAAACCUGGAGACGGGCAGCCUCCCCAGGGCCUGCUGGAGAAUGAGGCAGCUAUAAGCUUUGAAGCCUUCCAGAGGCAGACCUUUGAUGAAGAUCGCAAUGAUCCCAUUCUACAAGGACCCUUGGACCUCCCGGAGCUUCAGCCUGCAGACUUUGUGUCUUCUUACGAACCUGUGUUCCUGGCGCACGAACCCUUGGUAGAUAAUCACCUCGAGCACUUGAAGUCUCCAUCGCAGUGCAGCCCAACACAGUCUUUAGACUGAACAAGGAGGGGCCAGAUAUGGCAUCGCUUUCAUCGUGAUGGUUUUUUAAACUAAACUGAAACUUAGACUAUGUGGGAGAGGCAGCAGCUCAGAAGUGAAGAAGAUGAUAACACAUCUUGUGGAGCUUCCCAUGGUGACAGUUUUCCCUGAGAAAAACUUCACCCGCUUUAUUUUUAGUAAUAAAUUUCUCUUGACAAUUCUGCUUAUUUUCUUCUCGUUAUCAGAUAUAAUCUGUUUUGCUUAUUUUUGCCUCAGGUAGAGUAAACUUAAAUCCUUUAUUAACCAGUGAGAAAUGGCUGCCGACUCAUGCAGGAGUUAGUACAGUUCUGACAACCUUCUAUCUUUGAUUCUGAUCCUAGUUCAAGGAACGUUAAGUCCCAGCCCCCCGACCCCGAGCAGCUGUUUUACUUUUGUGUCAGUAUCGUCCAAAUCAAAUCCUGCUCAUCCCCAGGCUGGAGAGUCCAGCCCAAAGCACACUUCACCCAUUUCCUCACGUUUCACAUAUGCUUCAAGGGGAUCAAAAGGUUACCUGACACUUUCUACAUCCUCUUAUGGUUUCUUAUCAGGGGAUGUGUUUUUUACUACAUUGAAACUGUGUGAUAACAACUUUAGAUCGGAUUGGUGAUGGGCUCCCAGCAUCCAUCACAGACUGACCCGGUCACUUCGUUAACCGUGCAGGAACCUAACUCUGCAUCCAGCAUGACUUGAAUUGUCUGGACCCCGCUCACGGCACUAAGGCGGAGACGCACCACAUCGCCUCAUGCCGACCCCUCCACGGCCACUGGCUGGGUGGGCAGCGGGGCGUCCCGGGGCUGGCUGGCAUGGGAAGGAACAGAAGGCCCCCAGAGGUACGAGAUUGGGGAAGGAGGGGUGAGAACUGGAUUGUCACUGUGCCAUGAUUCAUAACUGCCACCUGGGGAAGGGCUUGGGCAGUAGCGUUUAGAGCCCCCUGCACUGGUCGCUAUGACGUAUCAGGAGCUAAAGGAGCAUUAAUUUUAUGACUCUUAAUUAUAGUCUUUUUAUCAGUUUGUAAGCUUUUACAGUGCAAAAAAUUAUAAUUUGGAUUAUGGAAAAUCAAGGGUGGAGAGGGUAUUACUCAAAGCUGUUUUACUAUUUUUCUUUUGUCUUUUCUCUGUAAGUUGCCUGAACACAUCUGUACUUACACAGAAAUGAUAUACGCUGCUUUUAUCAUCUAGAAAUUACCUUUCCAUUCUAUUACAGCUUGAAUAAAUCACGUAUUAAAAGAGCUUCAUUUUAAGAAAGACAUUUAAAAAAAUGUUUAAUAAGUUA
Molecule: messenger RNA, 2753 nt
Organism: Pteronotus mesoamericanus
Lineage: Eukaryota; Metazoa; Chordata; Mammalia; Chiroptera; Mormoopidae
Gene: FYRD1
Product: transforming growth factor beta regulator 1
Exons: 9
Coding region: 228-1463 (411 amino acids)
Biological process (GO): regulation of cell cycle
Cellular component (GO): nucleus
Source: RefSeq, a predicted model, not a curated record